Messenger RNA from Eruca vesicaria subsp. sativa (arugula), 2242 nucleotides. The record is from the annotation of a GenBank genome assembly. Lineage: Eukaryota; Viridiplantae; Streptophyta; Magnoliopsida; Brassicales; Brassicaceae.
CCGCAAUUAGGAGCAAACUGGUCAAUAAUUUACCAUCCGGUCCGAGCUGGAUGUCAGCAAAAGCUGUCAUGAAAAAAACAAACAAACUUAAUUAGUUUUUUAAAAAAAAAAUCGCAGCAAAUCAGUUCCUUGUCUCGACUGAAUUAAAAUCCCUAAUUCCCCAAAACAAAAAAGGGUUUGAGAUUCAACAAGGGACAAAAGGUCCCCUCUUGACCUAGUUUCGGUUUUACAUCACGUGUCUGAAAUGUCCUCCCUUAUUCAACGGAAAAAACCGUCGGAGAAACCUUCACCGCCUCCUGAGGAGCUUCCACCGCCGGACGACGAUUCACAGAGCAAAUCUUCGAAAAGCCAUAAGAAACCGAACGAAAAGGUGAAGUGGUCGUGUUUGGAUUCGUGCUGUUGGUUCAUCGGAUGCGUGUGCCUCACGUGGUGGUUCCUCCUCUUUCUAUACAACGCCAUGCCCGCGAGCUUCCCUCAGUAUGUAACGGAGGCGAUCACGGGUCCUUUACCCGACCCGCCGGGCGUGAAGCUGAAGAAAGAAGGUCUCAAGGCGAAGCAUCCUGUGGUUUUUAUUCCGGGGAUUGUUACCGGAGGACUUGAGCUUUGGGAAGGGAAACAGUGUGCUGAUGGUUUGUUUAGGAAACGCUUGUGGGGUGGGACUUUUGGUGAAGUUUACAAAAGGCCUCUAUGUUGGGUGGAACACAUGUCACUUGACAACGAAACUGGGUUGGAUCCUGCUGGUAUUAGGAUUAGAGCUGUAUCAGGACUCGUGGCGGCUGAUUACUUUGCUCCUGGAUACUUUGUCUGGGCAGUGCUGAUUGCUAACCUUGCACAUAUUGGAUAUGAGGAGAAAAACAUGUACAUGGCUGCGUAUGAUUGGAGGCUUUCGUUUCAAAACACUGAGGUGCGUGACCAGACGCUUAGCCGUAUGAAAAGUAAUAUAGAGUUGAUGGUUUCCACCAACGGUGGAAAAAAAGCAGUUAUAGUUCCCCAUUCCAUGGGGGUCUUAUAUUUUCUACAUUUCAUGAAAUGGGUUGAGGCACCAGCUCCUAUGGGUGGCGGUGGUGGGCCUGAUUGGUGUGCCAAGCAUAUAAAGGCGGUGAUGAACAUUGGUGGACCAUUUCUUGGUGUUCCAAAAGCUGUUGCAGGGCUUUUCUCUGCUGAAGCAAAGGAUGUUGCAGUUGCCAGAGCGAUUGCCCCAGGUUUCUUAGACACUGAUAUAUUUAGACUUCAGACGUUGCAGCACAUAAUGAGAAUGACACGCACAUGGGACUCAACAAUGUCUAUGAUACCUAAGGGAGGUGACACAAUAUGGGGUGGUCUUGAUUGGUCGCCGGAGAAAGGCCACACAUGUUCUGGGAAAAAGCAAAAGAACAACAAGACUCGCGGAGAAGCUGGUGAAAACAAGACAAAGCCUGUUAACUACGGAAGAAUUAUAUCAUUUGGGAAAGAAGUAGCCGAGGCUCCGCCAUCUGAGAUUGAAAAUAUUGACUUUCGAGGUGCGGUCAAAGGUCAGAGUAUCCCUAAUAACACAUGUCGUGAUGUGUGGACAGAGUAUCAUGAUAUGGGAAUUGGAGGGAUCAAAGCUAUUGCUGAGUAUAAAGUCUACACUGCCGACGCGGUUAUAGAUUUAUUAAAUUAUGUUGCUCCCAAGAUGAUGGCGCGUGGUGCUGCUCAUUUCUCCUAUGGAAUUGCUGAUGAUUUAGAUGACCCCAAGUACGAACAUCACAGACACUGGUCCAAUCCAUUGGAAACAAAGUUACCCAAUGCCCCUGAAAUGGAGAUCUACUCAUUGUAUGGAGUUGGGAUACCAACAGAACGAUCGUACAUCUACAAACUCAAUCAGUCUCCAGACAGCUGCAUCCCCUUUCAUAUCUUCACAUCCGCACACGAGGAGGACGAAGAAAGUUGUCUGAAAGCAGGAGUUUACAAUGUGGAUGGAGAUGAAACAGUACCAGUCCUAAGCGCAGGGUUCAUGUGUGCUAAAGCAUGGCGUGGCAAGACAAGAUUCAACCCUUCAGGAAUCAAGACUUACAUUAGAGAAUACAACCACUCUCCACCAGCUAACCUGCUCGAAGGGCGGGGGACCCAGAGUGGAGCUCAUGUUGAUAUCAUGGGAAACUUUGCGUUGAUCGAGGAUAUCAUGAGGGUUGCCACCGGAGGUAACGGGUCAGAUCUAGGACAUGACCAGGUCCACUCUGGUAUAUUCGACUGGUCUGAACGUAUUGACUUGAAGCUGUGA